AUGGACCGCCGAGCGAGCGAUGUAGGCGCCGAUACGCCGUCGAACCAGGCACAGUACCAUCGCCUACAGUCGUCGCCCAGCUCCCGGCACACGGAGCCAAACGCCGAUCCGUCCAGGUAUUUCCACCGUAACCACACUGUCGAAGUGUUGCCGCGCCAGCCGGCAGGUCCGUCCGACUUGCCGCAAGAACGACCCAAUUCCGAGCUCUUCCGCACGCUCACAUCCAGUCAACUGCUCAAUUUCCGCCAGCGCCUUCUUGACGACGAUGUGAGCGACGCGCCCACACGCGCCGAUCUGCUGACGCGUCAACGCACAGCCAGCUCGCCCGCGCCCGCCGCCAAUCAGGGCUACUUGCGUAUGUUAUACCGAAGUUUGCCACGUAGUUUGAGAUUCCGACAGAAUACCCGCUCUACGACGCGCUACAUCGACCCAGCCAAUGCCGCGUCGCUGCGAUCGCGAGUGCGCGCACGUAAGAAGGAGGAACAGGCUCGAAAUGAAGGUCUGGCAGACCAGGGAUCGCCUGUGCCCGAGUCUAGAGAUAUGACCGACUUUGAGCGGGAGAUGGCCAACAUCCAGGGCGGGACACAGACCGACACAGACGCUUCUAGCGCCAAGACUGGCUCCGCUGGAGGCCAGACGAUGACUCCCAAGAGCAGCCGCAAACUACUGGGUAGAAUGAGUAGUCUAAUGUCCACAGACUCGCAGGGAGUGCCUCUGGGACAGCGUAAACAAUACAAGAUCGUCAAGAUCAACGACGGCAACAACGCGCCGAAGCGAGAGCCUGUUGCCCCCACAGAGGGCGGAGAUGACGACGCCGCAGCAGCAGGAGAAGAAGGAGGAGGAGAGUUCUUCGUGUCCAACGAGGUCACGACGUCGCAGUACACGGUGUGGAGCUUCGUGCCUGUGUUCCUCUACCUCACCUUUCAGAAGACGGCCAACUUGUACUUCCUGCUCAUCGGAAUCUUCCAGAUCAUCCCGUCGGUCUCUCCAACCGACGGAGUGCCGCUCCAGUUCAUCCCUCUCGUCAUCGUCAUCAUCAUCGACGCCAUCUUCGCUGGCUACGAAGACUACAAGCGACACAUGGCCGACGACCUCGCCAACUCGGCCAAGACGCGGGUGUUCAACCGCCAACUGCGCGAGUUCGAGGACGUCGAGUGGCGCGAGAUCAAAGUGGGGGACUUCAUCAAGGUGGCCAACCACGAGAUUCUACCUGCCGACAUGAUGAUUAUGGCUGUGAUCCCUGCUGAAGGCGCGCGUUCGGGCGGGAACAUGGGCCUGUGCUACGUCGAGACGAAGAAUCUGGACGGAGAGACCAACCUGAAGCUGCGAGAAGCCCCGUCCCCCACUCGGAACAUGUUUAUGAACGAGGAAGAAGCUGGGUACAUCAUCCAGGGAUACGUCGAGAGCGAGCAGCCCAAUGGCGACAUCAACACGUACUCGGGCACUAUGUAUCUGGAGGAGAACCCAUAUGGAGGGAAUGCCGAGGGAAUCCCUCUCGCUCUAAAGAACAUGCUGCUUCGUGGGAGUAAGCUGCGAAACACCAGCUACGUGUACGGACUGGUGGUGAACACGGGAGUGGAUACCAAGAUCAUGAUGAGCUCUGGCGACGAGUUCCCUGUCAAGGUGUCGUCUAUCGACGAGAUGACCAACCGACAAGUGAUCGUCGUGGUGGUUAUCCUCGUGCUCAUGUCGCUUGUUGGCGCUAUCGGAGACCGGAUCUGGAUGAACGGCCUCGAGAUCCCGCCGUAUUUGCAUCUGGAGGACUACGACGACACGUUGAUUGAGACGUUCGUCUACUUCUUCACGACGCUGGCGUCCAUGGUGCCGAUCACGCUCUACGUGUCCAUCACGCUUGUCAAGGCCUUGCAGGGCUAUUUCAUGGAACGGGAUUUGGAUAUGUAUGACGAAGAGAGCGGCACGCCCGUGAAGGUGCGGAACAUGCAGCUGAACGAGCAACUUGGACAGAUCUCGCACAUUUUCUCGGACAAGACUGGCACUCUGACGUGUAACAAGAUGGAGUUCCGGAAGUGCAGUAUCGGAGGAAGAAGCUACGGCAAGGGCACGACAGCUAUCGGUCUGGCUGCUCGCAUGCGUCACGACUUCAAAGGAGACCGGACGGUGGAGGAAGAAUCUGCAGACGAGAGCGACGCUCCGCUGCUGGACGCUCGCGCGCAGGUGCCAGCUCCUAACGUGAACUUUAAGGACAAGACCAUGUGGCGAGAUAUGCAGAACAAGGACGAUCCUCAACGCGACAAGAUCGAGGAGUUCAUGACGCUGCUGGCGUUGUGUCACGGAGUCCUGAUCGAGCGUCUCGACCCCACGGAAGACGACGCGAGUCCUCCCGUUAGCUACUCGGCCUCGUCUCCGGAUGAACUGGCGCUGGUGUGUGGCGCCAAGUUCUUUGGCUACGAGUUUGUGGACCGUGAGCCUGGCAGCGUCUCGAUCAAGAAACCUGAUGGUGUCGUGGACCAGUAUGACAUCCUGGAAGUCUUCGAGUUCGACUCGAACCGGAAGCGGAUGUCUGUGAUUGUGCAGCGUCGUAAACGUGACGACGAGCUGCGCCUGAUGUCGGAGAGCGAAGAAGACGACGUACUGCUUCUCACCAAGGGAGCUGACAGCAUGCUGUUCCCUCGGCUAGCCCCCACGUCCGAGAACAACCUCAAGAUUCGAGAAUCGACCGAAAAACACCUGGAAGCGUUCGCUCAGGAUGGACUGCGCACGCUGGUGGUGUGUGCCAAGAAGAUUAGCCCACAAGUGUGGGAGCAGUUCUACGCGCAGUAUCGUCACGUGUCGGCUGACUUGAGUGAAGUGGAGGCCAAGUCUCGUGGCGAGCCAAACGCUAUCGACAAUCUUCAGGACCAAAUGGAGUCGAAUCUGGAGCUACUGGGCGCCACAGCUAUCGAAGACCGCCUGCAGGAUGGUGUCCCGGAGUCCAUGGAGGCCUUGGCGAAGGCUGGAAUCUGCAUCUGGGUGCUGACUGGAGACAUGGAGGAGACGGCCAUCAACAUUGGCUAUGCGUGUCGCCUGCUGAACAACGACAUGGAGCGACAUGUGAUCAACGCAGCCAAGUACCGCACCAAGGGCUCAAUCCUUCGGAAAUUGGACGAGAUCUUCCACUCGAUCCACGACGCCGUCACGGACACGUCCAUCACGUCAACUGUGGCUGCGCACUCGGUGCUGUCGCCCCCGUCCGGUCAAGUUGAACACGCGCUGGUUAUCGACGGCGCUUCGCUGAGUAAGAUCCUGGAAGAUCCGCUGCACAACUUGCAUCUCCUGCGUGUGUCGCUGCUGUGUAAAGUCGUCGUGGCCUGUCGUGUGUCUCCGCAGCAGAAGGCGCAACUGGUUGAGCUGGUCAAGUUGAAUGUCCCCGAGUCCCACACGCUCUCGAUCGGAGACGGCGCUAACGACGUCCCAAUGAUCCAGAGUGCUCACAUUGGCGUGGGUAUCAGUGGCCAAGAAGGUCUGCAAGCCGUUAACAGCUCGGACUACGCGCUGGCUCAGUUCCGCUUCCUCACCAACUUGAUUUUGGUCCAUGGCCGCUGGAAUUACAACCGCGUGGCGGCUCUGGUUGUCUACACCUUCUACAAGAACAUCGUGUACAACGUGUCCAUGUUCUGGUACACGCUGUGGCCCACUGCGUACUCCGGCACGAUGAUUUACUCGGCGCUGAUCCAGCAGGCCUACAAUCUCAUCUUCACGGCGCUGCCCAUCGUCAUCUUCUCGGCCUACGACAAGGAUCUGCCGAAGAAGACUAUACUGGAGUUCCCGGCGCUGUAUCACGCCGAGAUGCGCAAGACCAGCUUCUUCUCGCACAAGAUGUUCUGGAAGUGGAUCUUCCUGGGCAUCAUCGACUCGGUGGGAAUCUACUACGCCAUCCUGGCUGCUGGGUGGAACAUCGAGCGUGGAGGCAACUCGAUCGAGUAUCUCACCAUGGAGACGCUGGGCUGGACCAUCCUGUGCAUCGUCGUGAACGCGCGUUUCUGCCUCAUGGUCAACUCGUGGGAUGUUCUGGAGAUCGCCAGCAUGGUGUUCACUGUGAUUGCUCUGUACCUCAUUCAGUACGUAAUCGACCAGAUCGAUUGGUCGUACGACACGGAUUCGUUGCCCUGGCAGUUCGGUCGCGAGCAGUUCUGGCUCGGUCAAGUGUUUGCGGUCGUGGCUAUUCUGAUGAAGGAUUUCCUGUACGAGGGCUGUCGGCGUCGCUUUGUGCCGGAAUAUCUGGAUCUGGUCAAGGAAGCGCAAGACGAAAAGUCGACGAUUUCGCGCGAAGAACUGCAAGAGUUCAAGCCGCCUCAAGUCAACUAUCUCAACCCGGAGCUGGCCGGCAUGAUCGACUACCAAGACCGACGAGUACACGAGAGCAACCCCGUCCCAUUCACAGCGCCAGGACGCUCCAAAUUGUACACGGGCUUUGCAUUCGACCAGCCCGCCAACAUCGUCAACUGGAUUCUUACUGGGACCAACAACAACGGCGGACAGAACAGCCGCAAAAGCAUCAACUCCGACGUGCGCAACUUCAUCCUCCAGUCGGACGACCCCGUUUUCUUCGAGAACCAACGCUACCAGCCAUUCUGUGGCUACGGCAGCUCGUUCCCUGGCUACCUGCUGCCUACUGAUCGCAAGCGCUGGAGUGAUCGCUCAGGCAAGAUCAGCGCCCAAGCCAUCCCGCUGGCCGGUCUGGAACUCAACCUGGACGCGCCUGGAUGCGACGCUGACGGGUGGGUCUAUGAGAACGACUUUGCCUUCUUCCCGUCCACGCCUCCGACCGAGAGUGACGAGCUAGAGGAGGAGCUGGAACUGCGAGUCAGCGACGCUCGCAGCAGCACGGGCACGUUCCUGUCGUCGCGAAGGAAGAACAAGAAGAAGAAAGCCAAGAAACCGCGACCACAUCACGGCUUCGUGCGACGUCGCGAGUGGAAACUAUCCGAGGAAUACAAGGCGCAAGAGGCCGCUCGGGCGGAAGAAGCAGCAGCGCGUCGGAGCCGCGAGUCGAACCUCAGCAGCGUUUUGGGGGUGCAGAUGGACGACGACUCGAGGCAAUCGACGCAGUCUACAAUAUGA
Molecule: messenger RNA, 5061 nt
Organism: Phytophthora infestans T30-4
Lineage: Eukaryota; Oomycota; Peronosporomycetes; Peronosporales; Peronosporaceae
Product: P-type ATPase (P-ATPase) Superfamily
Exons: 1
Coding region: 1-5061 (1686 amino acids)
Biological process (GO): phospholipid translocation
Cellular component (GO): plasma membrane
Molecular function (GO): ATP binding; magnesium ion binding; ATPase-coupled intramembrane lipid carrier activity
Source: RefSeq, a predicted model, not a curated record